Molecule: messenger RNA, 3454 nt
Organism: Pristis pectinata (smalltooth sawfish)
Lineage: Eukaryota; Metazoa; Chordata; Chondrichthyes; Rhinopristiformes; Pristidae
Gene: klhdc10
Product: kelch domain containing 10
Exons: 10
Coding region: 243-1478 (411 amino acids)
Biological process (GO): positive regulation of stress-activated MAPK cascade
Molecular function (GO): protein binding
Source: RefSeq, a predicted model, not a curated record
GGUGCCGAGGAGGGGGUUACUGAUUGGCUGCGGCCGCCGUCUGUUGGUGUUGUGAGAGGAGAGCGGGAUGCGGGCUUGAGUUGCCCGUCAAGCGGCGGCCUUUUGCAGUCGGCAGCGAGCUGCCGCGUUACUUACGUCCGUGUAAUUUAUUUUAAUUAUCAGGUGGCUGGAGGAACAGCGUGGCGUGGGGCCGAUCCCCGCCGUGUGUCGGGUCGCCCGGCGGCCGCGGCCACCCUGCGGGGAUGUCGGAGCCAGGUCUUCUCAGUCAGUUCGUCAAGGUAACCGGGAGGCCGCAGGCCGGGCCGCCAGGCUCUAAGAAGAAAGUCAGAUGGUUCCCCGUUAGGAGACUCUUCGCCCAUCCUUGCCCCAGUCUCAGGAUUCCUUACAGGUUUUUAAAGACAGGUCACAUAGCUCCACCUGCUCGAAGUGGGCACCGCUGUGUAGCAGAUAAUUCAAACCUUUAUGUGUUUGGAGGCUACAACCCAGACUAUGAGGAGUCUGGUGGUCCAGAGAAUGAAGCCUACCCGCUUUUCCGUGAACUCUGGCGUUAUCAUUUUGCCUCUGGUACUUGGCAGCAAGUGGGUACAGAAGGAUUCAUGCCCAGGGAGCUAGCAUCAAUGUCAGUUGUUUUGCAUGGUAAUAACUUGUUGGUGUUUGGAGGCACUGGCGUCCCCUUUGGCGAGAGCAGUGGGAAUGAUGUACAUGUGUGCAACGUUAACUACAAACGAUGGGCGCUGCUUAACUGUCGAGGGAAGAAACCCAACCGCAUCUAUGGGCAGGCAAUGGUGAUCAUAAACGGUUACCUGUACAUAUUUGGUGGGACAACUGGUUAUGUUUACAACACAGACUUGCACCGAUUAGACCUUACAGCCCGAGAAUGGAUACAGCUGAAACCAAAUAACCCUCCUAGUGACUUGCCAGAAGAAAGGUACCGACAUGAAAUUGCACACGACGGACAGAGGAUAUAUAUACUAGGUGGGGGAACAUCGUGGACAACCUAUCCACUAGAUAAGAUACAUGCCUAUAACUUGGAGACUAAUACAUGGGAGGAGAUACAAACAAAACCACAGGAGAGAACAGGUUUCCCAGCAGCUAGAAGAUGUCAUAGCUGUGUACAAAUAGGACAUGAUGUGUAUGUCUGUGGCGGAUAUAAUGGUGAGGUGAUACUUGGGGACCUGUGGAAGCUCAGUUUACAAAAUUUCCAAUGGGUUAAACUGCCUGCCGAAAUGCCUGAGCCAGCUUACUUUCACACUGCAGCAGUCACCCCGGCUGGCUGUAUGUAUGUACAUGGUGGAGUGGUCAACAUUCAUGAGAAUAAGCGGACUGAUUCACUCUAUAAAAUCUGGCUAGUGGUGCCCAGCCUGUUUGAACUUUGUUGGGAGAGGUUACUGAAGAGCCUUCCACAGUUAACACAGUUCUCCACUACACAGCUGCUCAAUCUUGGACUUACACAAGGACUUGUGGAGAGACUUAAGUGACUGCUGGUGAGGGGAUGGAGGGAUACACUUCUGCAAUAUGGGUGACGUUGGAGGAAGCUGCUGGGAAGAAUACUCCUCAAGGCCUUAUCUGCCAUAAGUGUUGGAUGCCUGUUAUAUUUCUAAACAUCCUGUCACCUUUUGCAUCAAGUGCCACUGACUGAUCCCAAUUUUCCCUGCUCCUCAAGCCAAGUGGAGCUUGCUUUACAAUGUUGAUUUUAAACUUCCCCUUGCCCCAAGGUUGCUCCAGUUUUCAGAUGCAGAACAGACUGCCUCUGAAUGGGGCUAUGCUUACGAUUCCUAGAAUUUCCGUCCAGUUAUUUAUCAGUUUGAAAGAUAUUGGUGAUGGCUGCUUUUCCCUCCCACAUGCCAGUUUCUUUCAAGAGCCCUGUAUUCUGGCAGGUCUUUUGUUGUUAUUCUAACUUCAGUUGCUCUCAGACCUGCACAUGUCCAAUAUUUUCUGUCUUGAUCUUGAAUUUCCACCUUUUGCUUUCCAACACAACCCCAACUGUUUUUUAUUAAAUGCAUCUCAGCUUGGGGAAUUGGUAUCCCCAUGCCACCAAUCUUCCAUUUAAAUCUUCUUCCCAGCAAGAGCCAAAAAUCCAGUGUCUGCCUUAAAUGUUGCUUUAAUCACCAUGAACUCCUUUUUGCAAACCUAAGGAAUCUACUCCAAUCCUACUGGAUGUCAAUUGUCUAAUUGUUUCAGUCAUGCUGAUUUUGUUUAGUUUGUUUUUUGUGUGUGUGUACUUUUUAAAAAAAAAUGUAUUAUUGUUCUUGGGUAAAGGAAAGCAUCCACAUAUUGGACUAACCAUACUUCCUUGGUUUCAGCUUCCUUUCUAUGGCCUAUAAUUGAGUAGGUGAUCUGGGUCAAUGGAGUUCUGUCCUAGAUCCCCAAAAUUCAAACCAAUGCCUAUUUAAUUGAUGUAGGGGUGCUGGUGUGAGUUGAGAAAUCCAGGAGAACUGGGUGAACAGUGGUCAAAGCUUCCAGUGUGUUGUGGCCUUUUUUCCUUGCUCAAUGUACCCACUACCCCACUGCUGUUCCCUUUGCUGAGAUGUUUCUCUCUGUCUCUCCUUCCUCCACUUGUCAGUACUCUUCUAUGACUCGCAGUGAAAUUUGCCAAAUUCUUACUUUUGCAAAUCAGCUCACACUUUUGUUUUGGACUGUCAGUUCAGACACUUUCCCCAUCCUGCCCCAUCCAAUGUAACUAUUGGAAGUAAGUUUGUGUACCUGUCCUUCAGUUUUAGCUUUCUUUUGUGACUUACAUUGCUCUAUUCUUGGCUGGUCUGCUCAAUCUCAUCUGUGAACAGUGCUGUCCUUUUAUGGGUUCCUCUCUAUCAUGAGCCUUUGGUGGACAAUGCACAUUAGUUCUGUAGUAAAUCUUGUCUAUGAAAGUAGUUAAGAUCUCAUUGUCUUGCUCUUAGGUUUUGAAUACUUCCACUUGUGAUAUCUUUAAAGCUCUUGCUUGUGUCAAUCAGCCAGCCAUCAACUCCUCAGUAUUGUAGACCUUGGCAUAUGUCUUGUGAACAGCUGGGUAACAGUAGCUAGUAAAUCAAUUAGAACUUUCACAACCCAAAAACAAAAAGCAGCAACAGGGUCUCCGGUGAGUGCUGAGGGGGAAGGAAAUCUGAUCAACUAUCUUACCAGUUGCCAAAGGUGAAAGCUAAAUGUUGGCAUGGUACCAGUGCCUCUCGUGGAGAGCAUUUUUGAACCUACUGUUCCCUGAAUGUAGAUAUCAGGUUUUGAACUAUUGGCUUCCUUGAAAGGGGGACUAUUUUAAUGAACGUUUGGAAUUUUAAACUCUUACUAGAAGUUGAACUGAGCUGAGGCUUUAUUCAAGAAACCCAUUUUAAAAAAGAUAGGAUCAACGUAAAAGUGGGUUAGUUCCUUUUUUUAAAUUGUUUGGAUGACCAGAUUUAAUUUUUUUUUAAGGUUUUCUUUCCCCCUUUUGUAAAAAUUAAUAAAAGCAUGAUUGAAUCAA